Molecule: messenger RNA, 661 nt
Organism: Orbicella faveolata
Lineage: Eukaryota; Metazoa; Cnidaria; Anthozoa; Scleractinia; Merulinidae
Product: ciliary microtubule inner protein 1-like
Source: RefSeq, a predicted model, not a curated record
GUAUAUAUAAUAAACAAGAGCGAAUGGAUGCUGCUAAUUUUUCAAAUGUGUCUAUCCUCAUUUUUACACUUCGCUUAUGAUAACAGGAAAGAUCAUGUAAAAAGGGAGCUCCUCUCUCAAAGACGAUGGCCAGACAAGUGGGGGUUUCUAGCGAAUGAAUAUCGGCAGUUACAGCUAGAGACAUUAAGGAUUGGUCAAGAUAAACUUGAUAUAGAUGAAGGGCGAAAACAAGUCAGCUUGCCCAUAACUGGAGACAGUGAGGAAAACUCUGCGACUGAGCCCCAGACCUCGUCUGACGUAGCCAGCACCGAUAAGAUGUCUUUUCCAGAGACUUCUUCACAAAUGAUUGGAUGGAAAAGCGAGGUCCUGCAAAGAAAAGAAGUUGAACGCAACGCCCGUGGAAAACAGGACAUAGUGAAAUUAUUCAAAUGGCCGCGCGAAGGUGUUUAAGCAAAAAACGAAACGAGAUAGAUGUGUUUAAAAUGUACGAGCGAAACGAAGAAUAAACCGCUUUAAAUCUGAAUCUUUGUCUGCUUACUGACUGACAGACCUGACUUUCUCUUUAGUUUUAGUUUCGAUUGAGAUCAAGACGAUAUACCUAAAAGUCAAGACUCGACAUUAGUCAAAAAUACUUCGCUAUGCGUCGUAUUUUCAACUCUCU